Molecule: messenger RNA, 252 nt
Organism: Ostertagia ostertagi
Lineage: Eukaryota; Metazoa; Nematoda; Chromadorea; Rhabditida; Trichostrongylidae
Source: the annotation of a GenBank genome assembly
GGAUGCCAUCCUUUCGCUAUUUUUUCAUCGUUUUCGUUCCGGUUGUGAUAGCCGUUAAGUUGAACAAAUGCCGUGACACGGACAUGAACUGUGCGACUUGGAUCGCUUCCAAUAGGUCGAGUUGUGACGAAUCGGGUCUUGUUAUGGAGCAUUGCCCACGGAUGUGUCAGACAUGUGGGGAAGUCAUCGACCCAAAAUACGACAUUCGUCGAUUGCCUUCUGAACUGCAGCCUGUCGCCUGGAUGGUUGGAA